CUGGGUUCUUGGGUGGGUGGAGCUGGCGUCUUUUUAUCUGGCCUUGGGUGGCAUGUUGGCUGUCCGGCGUAUAUAAUAAGGGGAGCGGAGCUGACUCAAUUCACUUGCCUCUUGACAUUUGCUGCUGCUCGCAGAUCAAUCUUUAUACGUACUCAUCUCGUCCCCUCUUUUAUCGUCAAGAUCUUCCGAUUUCGAGAUCCACCUUAUAGACUUAGAUCCAUAGACUCACUUUUGCUGUUGUCAGAAUGCGCCAUUUCGACGCCUGGAUCCUCCGGGACCCCUACUCCAUCUUCCACUACUACUCAACAGGUCAUCGAUGGAAAGAGAGCGUCCGCGACCUCAUCCAAGCCCGCAAGAUAUGCGCGCCACUCUCGCUAUCCCUCGACAGCAACGCUUCAUCUACACCUUCACUUCCCAUCGAUCCCUACGCCCGCUCGAUGAACCCGCAAUCAACAUGCGCCCUCCUCACAGAACUACCUCUUGAGAUCCGCCUUAUGAUUUAUGAAUAUGCCUUUGGCGACCAAGUCGUUCACCUCGUCCAGGUCAAAGACAAAAUCCGGCACGUCCGCUGCAACAACACCACUUCAUCCCUCGAUAAAAACCGCCGCUGUUGCCCCGUCACCCCCGCACGCUGGCGAGCCAACGACCUAGCUGCUGCUGUUUCUUCACCUGCAGACAGCGCCAGCAGUAAUGGUGCCACUAGCAACAGCAUGCUCUACCCACACACUCACCCCUCCCUCCCAUCGCAGCUAAGCAACUCCUCGACCGCCCUCAUCCGCACCUGUCGCGCCAUCUACGCCGAAGCGUCCUCGAUCCUCUACAAGAACUCCGUUUUCGACGUCGACGACCUGACGACCUUCAUCGCCUUCAGCCUGUCAAUUUCCCCGCACCACCUCCGCGCAGUAAAAAAACUGACCAUUCAAUGGAUGCCCGUUUGGCAGCCCAUGGCGGGGGAGGAACAUAAGAGCUCGAUCUACUCGCAUACGCAUAAUGAUCGGCUCUGGGCAUUGUUUUGGAACAGGGUUGCUGCCUUGAGCGGGCUGGAGGAAUUGGCGCUCAUUGUCGAUCUGGGGUCGUUUGCAGGUACUCCUGCUGGUGCCCCUGCCGCCGCGGGUAAUGGAGCAGCAGCAGGAGGGGCAGGAGGCGUAAUCGGUGGAAACAGACUCCGUCUCUCGAUCUCCGAACCCUGGGUUGCGCCGCUGCUCUGCGUUCGGGGCCUGCGGUCCUUCGAGCUGGGGAUCACAGCUAAGUGCGAUGCGGUUGCCAAGGAAUUUCUAGAGGGUGACUUGGUGAGGGAUGCGGUGAUGCUAAGGAAUCAUUUGCGCAUGAUAAUGUGUUCGAAGAGAGGAGAAGCGCUGCCUGCCUUACCGGGGGUGCAGGAUCUGUCGGCGCAGUUGGAGCUGCUAAGACGGUGUGCGGUUGAGACAGAGGAUAUGGAACGCGGGGUUCAACGGGGAAUGAGGCCGAGGUUGGCUAUUACUGCCGCAUGAGAGAGGCGAUUUUAUACCUGAAUGGAUAGACGUGGAUCGAAGCUGUUUGUGUUCUAAGAAUGUGUGCGCACGGUUUCGCUCUAUAUACCGCAACAUUUGAUACCCAUUUGAUUUCGAUUAGCUUUGAUAAUUUACAGCUUGAACUCUGCCCUCGGCUACAUUCAAUACAGGCCAGAGUAGAUCAAAGCACUUAGCUCAGAUUAUAAUAGACAAGCGAGCAGGCAAAUAUUUUAUUUUUUUUGCAUGUGCACACUAUUCACGCUCUCCUAGGUGUAAUUCC
This is a messenger RNA of Aspergillus versicolor CBS 583.65, 1770 nucleotides long. RefSeq lists its product as uncharacterized. Lineage: Eukaryota; Fungi; Ascomycota; Eurotiomycetes; Eurotiales; Aspergillaceae. The record is from RefSeq and is a predicted model, not a curated record. Bases 246 to 1490 code for a protein of 414 amino acids. The transcript has a single exon.